AUGCAACUUUCACAUAAUGCGGCCGAUCUCAAUUUAGCUCUGAAUGUCACUUCGCUAUUUGAUCAACAUCAAGAUAUGACCGAUCGACAAGCUGAUCUCGCCGAAAUAUCGUCGAAAUUUGAUGAAAUUGCCUUGGCGAUGGUCAAACAGCAACAAGAAUUACUUAAUCAGAAAAAGGACAUGAAAAAUGAAUUCAAAAGGCGAUUUGAUUCAUUUAGGUUUCAUCUACAGCAAGAUGUGCUUAAGGCUGAGAACCCUGUUGAAGCAAAAAAAAUAGAAGAAGAGUCAAAGCUCUUUCUUCACAUUCCAGGUCAUGACCUUGAGAGUGAAGAACUAAUUGGGCAAGGAGGAUUUGCUGAUGUCUAUCGGGGAACUUGGCUCAGUCAGCGCCAUCGCGUGGCCAUCAAAACAAUUCGUAUUACAUAUUUGACGGACAGUGUGAAGCAAAACUUCCUGGAUGAAGUUGCUGCCAUGUACAAGAUUCGUUAUGAUCAUGUGCUCGGUAUCUUUGGUGCAUGUAUCGAACCAAAUUAUUAUGCGCUCGUUGUUGAAUAUAUGUCGCUUGGAUCAUUAUUUGACGUGUUGCAAAAGAAAGAGCGUAGUCUAUCUUGGACCGACCGUUGGUCAAUUGCACUUCAGAUGACGAAAGGUGUUAAUUAUUUACAUGCGAUGUCGAUUCUCCAUCGUGACAUAAAAUCGCUCAAUUUUCUUAUGGAAAACGCAGCUGAUGGCUAUCUUGUCAAGAUCAGUGAUUUUGGUUUGGCCAAAAUUCGACAGGAAACAAGUCGACAGACGACUGAGAGCGAUGGGCGGCGAGUAGCAGGAGGCACCCUUCAAUGGAAAGCACCUGAACUGCUGAAAUUCGGCAAACCAUCGAAAGCAAGUGAUAUCUAUAGCUUGGGUGUCGCAUUUUGGGAAUUAGCUACUGGAUGUGUACCUUACGAAGAUAUGGACGAAGCAACCAUUAGCCAAGGUGUUAAAGCUGGAGAACGGCUUGAAAUUCCUAAUGAUGUUCCGCCUACUUUUGCAUCCAUCAUCUCAAAUGCAUGGAGUCAAGAGCCGAGCAAACGACCGACUUCUCAACAGUUCAUCGAGCAGAUUAUGACUAUUUCACCUUCUACAACGAAGACGACGAUGAUGUGA
Rotaria sp. Silwood2 is the source of this 1143-nucleotide messenger RNA. Lineage: Eukaryota; Metazoa; Rotifera; Eurotatoria; Philodinida; Philodinidae. The record is from the annotation of a GenBank genome assembly.